AUGCGUUCAUCUUUUGCCCUCCUCGCUAUGGCCGUCUCGGCCGUCUCGGCCCAGACGACUGUCCAGAACUAUAAGAGCUCCCUUGACAUGACGAUUGACCCCAACAGUGUAGAUCUCGCUACCCGAUCUUCCUGGUGUGGUGCCCAGCAGAACACUUGUGAUGCUCUUUGCAAGGACGACACAAACGAAAACAAAUGUACCGAGAACGAUCUCAAGUGGGAAUGCACUUGCUCCUCCAACAGCUCGACCCCCGGUCUCCAGUACUACACCCAGACCAUGCCUACCUUCAUUUGCGAGGAGCUUUUCAGCCAGUGCAUUUCGCAGAACACUGGCAGCCAGUCUGGUCAGAAGGAAUGCACUUCCAAGAUCGAAGACAAAUGCGCCAAGCAGAGCCCCCCUAAGGACGUGGUUAGCGACGAUGACGACGAUACUUCCAGCACUGCUACCGACACUGCUACUACAAGUACAUCCGCCACUCGUGCCUCAUCGGAAGCCACUGGCACUGCUGCGUCCGUGACAUCGACGUCAUCCGAUGCUUUCGCUGCCCCUACCAUGGCGCCAGCGGGCAGGGGUGCGGCCGCCGCUGUGGCUCUCGGCAUGAUGGCCUACCUCAUCUAA
Messenger RNA from Fusarium tjaetaba, 618 nucleotides. Its product is annotated as PCI domain protein. The transcript has 3 exons. Lineage: Eukaryota; Fungi; Ascomycota; Sordariomycetes; Hypocreales; Nectriaceae. The record is from RefSeq and is a predicted model, not a curated record. Bases 1 to 618 code for a protein of 205 amino acids.